Aureobasidium subglaciale EXF-2481 is the source of this 828-nucleotide messenger RNA. RefSeq lists its product as uncharacterized. The record is from RefSeq and is a predicted model, not a curated record. The transcript has 2 exons. The coding region runs from base 1 to 828 and encodes 275 amino acids. NCBI's taxonomy places the organism in Eukaryota, Fungi, Ascomycota, Dothideomycetes, Dothideales, Saccotheciaceae.
AUGAUUUCGACAAGAGCAGAACACCACGCAACACCGUCCGUGGACACUACCAGUCAAAAACCUUCUAUCUCCACCAGCAGAGAGAUUGGCGUGGACACUCGGAAUCCGGCAGCGCCCAGUGGCGUCGUGGUGUGCAGAGGCAACCGUGCCGCUGGAGCCAGACGCAGCAGAAACAAGAAACGCAGAACAGUCAACCCAUCUCAUUCACCCCACGAGGGAUUUGAACCUGAACAGCACAUCUCGCCCCAACCUAUCUCACUGGCCCUCUCGGACGGACCUGGACAUCAAGAGUCCCUCGAUCUCAACACAACAACUCCUCAGGACGAGGUCCUCAAGCUCCUUCACGACGAGGAUGUCCAGGAUCUCCUCCACAAAGCUGCGAUUAGCAAGAAUGCCAGUGAGAGAAAGGCCGGAGAAGUGUUGAAGACUCGGCUGCAUCGUAUCCCAGAGCUAGUGGCUAGAGCAAAGCGGACUGAAGAGCAGCUUCGUAUCUUGAGAGACAUGAAGGCGGAACUACUCGGCAAGAAGGGGCGGGAGACACAUCGAUGCGCCAAAAGCGACGUCGAGACGAGCGCUUCUACUCCUACACCCGAGGUCAAAGAAGACAACAAACCAUCGAGUAAUACCAUCGACAACUCCCUAAAGUCUACCAAGAACAUCACUGUGCCAAAGCACUAUAUGCAGCCUGAACUUCCCACCAUCGUCCCCUCAAACGGCGACAUCCGGGUCCCUGUGUCUAUCGAAAUCCGUGAGCUGCGCAAGACCGCCACCGAUGACUACGUGCAGAAGUUCAAUGACUACGGACAGGAGCUCCACAACCGCGAGUAG